AUGGCGUCGAUCAACACAGCCGCCCGCUUGUCGCGUCUCCCGGCUGCCCGCUUCGUUUCCAGGGCGCCUCUUACGCUCUCGGCUCCACGGGCUCGCUGGUUGUCCACGGCGCCGCAGCCUGCGCCUGCGCUGGAGCCGGCGCCGCCGUCCGACUUCCUCGCCAAAAUGGGAGAGCGCUGCUCCCGGGAAGCGCUUUACCCGCCGGCGCUGGAGCAGCACCGGCGGGAAGCGAGCGGCUCCAAGGCCGCCGACAACACGGGCGCAAUCACGAUCGAGCUGCGCGGCCGCGUGGCUGUCUGGACCCUGAACCAGCCCGAGAAGCUCAAUCCGCUCAACGUUACGACCCUCAGCAGGUUGACGCAACUGUUUGCUGAGGCUGCGUCAAGCCCCGCCGUGGACGCCGUCGUGCUCACCGGCAGCGGCCGGUACCUGUCCAGCGGGGCCGCAUUCUUCGAUGUCGGGGUGGACAAGGUCAACUGGCCCUCUGUCCUCCACUCGCAGGUUGCUCGCCUGAACGUCGGCAUCUUCCACCCGUUCAUCCACUUUCCCAAGCCGCUCUUCAUCGCCGCCAACGGCCCCGCCGUCGGCGGCGGUACGACGAUGCAGCUCCUGUGCGAUGCCGUGUUGGCCGCCCCGGGCGCCACGUUCCACACGCCGUUCAAGAAGCUUGGCAUCACAAAGGAGGGCUGCUCGACCCUCACGUUUGCUCAAAAGAUGGGCAGCGAGGGCGCGCGCCGCAUGCUUGACGAGGGCGAGAAGCUGAGCGCCGCCGAGGCGGCGAGGCUGGGCUUUGUGGAUGUGCUGGUGGAGGAGGGCUCUGACCUUGUGGCGGCCGCGUGCGAGUUUGCGGAGGGGUGGGUGUCGGAGGGGAGGGGGCGGCGCAUCCUCGAGCACAACACGCUCGACGAGCUCGACGAGGUGAAUGAGCAGGAGGGGCAGCAGCUCGCCUCCGCCAUCUUUUCAAAGGCGUUUUGGGCGGCAACCCUUCGAAAGGCGGCGGGGCUGAAAUGA
This is a messenger RNA of Emiliania huxleyi CCMP1516, 1011 nucleotides long. RefSeq lists its product as hypothetical. NCBI's taxonomy places the organism in Eukaryota, Haptophyta, Isochrysidales, Noelaerhabdaceae. The record is from RefSeq and is a predicted model, not a curated record. The transcript has a single exon. The coding region runs from base 1 to 1011 and encodes 336 amino acids.